UAUUGGUAAGCUUUAGUAUUAUUAUCAUUUUAAUUAGAUCUUUGCUAAUGUUGACUGAUUUUAAAAGAUACUGAAGAUGACGCGGAAACACAGGGGACGGAGGAGGAAGCUCAAGAAGAAGUAUAUAGCCAGAAUUCUGCGGAUUGGGAUAGAAUGGAUGUUUCUCUAUCUCAGGCAACCUCUGGGCCAUCGGGUAGCAGGAAAAUGAGAUGGAAGCGUAGUUGGAUUCAGAACACCAGGAGCCACUCAUCAUGCUAGGUGGAUGGCCAAAGCUAUUUAUAGCUUAAAAAUAUUCAUGUUUCGAAGCCAGUUUAAAAUGAGUAACGAGGAACGUAACGCUCUCGGUGAUAUCUGCGUUUUCAUCGUAAAAAUUUACUGCAAGGCUUGGUUUAAUGCCCCAAGAGCUUAUCUGGCUCCUAAACAAGAUCUUGAUCUUUUGCGUGAUUUCAUUGAAUACCGCAAGAUAGACAAAGACAUUUCAGAGAAGGCUCUUGCUAAAUUCUCAAACCAUUUAUGGUAUUUGAGUUCAGAGCUGGUAGGUCUGGCGUUCUUUGACCCAACUUUGCCAGAUGGCGAAAAAUCAGAAAUGGCCAACAUAAUUUUAAAAAACAGCGAAACAGAAACCAACAGAAUAGUAAAUCCAAAGCUACAUCCACAUGAAAUUGAACAAUUUGUCACAGCAGGGUUAAAAAAUAUUGUGAACAAAGAAACAUUGAACUUUUUCGGCCGAUUGAAAAUAGACACAAGUUUUCUCAAAGAACCUCCAAAUCUUUGGCCCGAAAACCCCCAUUUUAAAGAAGGCUUUAAGAAAGUGAAAACACUUAAAGUCGUAAAUGACAUGGCAGAAAGAGGAGUCAAGUUAAUAACCGAUUUUAAUAAUCUUUUAACUAAAGAUGAGGAACAAAAACAAUAUGUACUUCAGGUAGUCAGUGAGUGCCGAAAAUUAUAUCCUGAUGCUUCCAAAACUACUUUAAGUAAGUCACUUGAUUAAAUUUUUUAGUAUUUACUUCAAUAAUUAUGUAUAAGAAAUUUAACACGAUGUUAAGUAUUUUGUUUUUUAGAAAUCUGUUAAAUGUUUCGAUUUUUUUUUUAAAUAAAACAGUAA
Messenger RNA from Episyrphus balteatus (marmalade hoverfly), 1105 nucleotides. RefSeq lists its product as uncharacterized. The record is from RefSeq and is a predicted model, not a curated record. Lineage: Eukaryota; Metazoa; Arthropoda; Insecta; Diptera; Syrphidae. The transcript is spliced from 2 exons. The coding region runs from base 263 to 991 and encodes 242 amino acids.